Molecule: messenger RNA, 633 nt
Organism: Talaromyces amestolkiae
Lineage: Eukaryota; Fungi; Ascomycota; Eurotiomycetes; Eurotiales; Trichocomaceae
Exons: 2
Coding region: 1-633 (210 amino acids)
Source: RefSeq, a predicted model, not a curated record
AUGUCUACCAAACGCACCCGCGAUGCCGAUGAUGCCGUCGAUGCAAAGAAACCCAGCGACAAUCAAGACACCCGCAAGCGCAGAAAAGGGUUCACCGUCGGACCCGAAAAUCUCCCAGAUGGCACAUAUCGCCGCAAAGCACAAAAAAUCAAACGCGACCUCAUCCAAAAAGCCAAAGUGAAAAAGGCAUACGCCAAAAUAAAAGCCGCCGAAGAAGAGUCCGCGCCUGCCGUUCGAUCUCUCUAUUAUGAGGAUGAAGAAAUCACCGCCGCCACGAAAGAUGAGUCCGCAGAUCCAUCGACCGGCUUAGAGUUACAUCCAGACCGACAGGCCAUGCUCGAUGCUCCCGAGGCCCCGACAACAACUGAAAGGCCAAAGAUCACCAGAGAAUGGAAUAGAGAACGCAACCAACGAAAGCGGCGCCCAAAGCCAUCCGCGUUCCAGAAAGAGCUAGACAUAGCUGAAAAACGCAGAAAGGAGCAGGAAGCGCGUCAGAAAGAAAGAGAAUUAAAAGCUAAAGAGAGGCAGGCGAUGGCGAAGGCCAGGAGGCCUGAUCAAUUCGGGAAGCGGAGGUUGGGGAGGGAGAGUACGGUGUUGUUGAGUAAGAUUCAGAGGACGUUAGGUUCUCAAUGA